CUCCAAUACAUGGCUCUCAUACCCAAUAAAUCAGCCUGCACGUGUACGUUGGUGUGCGUCACAUUUGAUUCAAUCUUCACUGCUCAGCAAUUUCAUAUCUCUGCUUGUUUACUGGACGGGACACACUAUGCUAUCUCGCAGUGCGAAGCCUGCCGGGCUGAAAUUGGGCUGAAAUUCCCCUACAUAAAAUGCGCCUCCAAUGGCUUCGUGGUAAGCAGCCAAGGCAGCGCCCCCGUGGCGCCCAAUGUAUGCGAGGGUGUGGAUCAUAACGCAAACCACCAAUUAAGGCCAAGAUGCAUUCUAUCGUUCUUCCAUUGGCUUCAGGCCAUCCACCCAAGCCAAUCGACCAGCCCCAGCUGUCGGCUUGGCCCAGGACUCGUUCGACCCGACCUGAACCUGGGCAAUUGAUUUUGUUCCCAUCCCGCAGCGAGAAGGAGAUCCGUUGGUCACAUGCUAUCCUGUUAGCAAUUCAUCAGUGGUCAACAGUCGGAUCCCCCGACACCGGGCGACUUGGGAAAUGGCCAACAAAAGACAAUACACCAUAGGUUGGGUGUGCGCGCUGCACACGGAGUUGACGGCCGCCAGGGCCUUCUUGACCGAGGAGUACGUGGAAACCAUCAAGAGGAAGCGAAACGAUGCCAACACAUACAUGUUUGGCAGCAUGGGAGAACACAACGUUGUGAUAGCAUGUCUGCCAAACGGCCAGUACGGAACCAACAGCGCGGCCACCGUGGUGACCAACCUGAUACGGAGUUUCCCAGAGGUUCGAUUCGUGUUGAUGGUCGGUAUUGCUGGAGGUGCCCCAAACGCGACCAACGAUGUACGGCUCGGGGAUGUCGUCGUUGCUACGCCAGGUCUUGGGCAUGGCGGCGUUCUCCAGUACGACUUUGGGAAAUCUAUUCAGGGGCCAAAUUUUGUCGUCACUGGACACCUCAGUCCUCCACCACCCAUCCUCGGGACUGCGAUCCAGCAGCUGAGAGUCUCCCACGACUUCGAUCCAAACAACCUAGACGCGUUGGUCAAGGAAGCACUCGCGCGUUACCCCCGGCUCAAAAGCACCUAUUCACAGCCUGAGCUUAGUGAAGACGUCCUCUAUGAGAGCGACUGCAUUCAUCAACUACCGACCGAAAGGUGCGAUCAGGCUUGCACUAGGCAAGUACCGAGGGAGCCGAGGGGCGAAGACGAGGACCCCUUUGCAGUUCAUUAUGGGCUUAUUGCUUCUGGGAAUUCGCUGAUGAAGGAUGCGAUGCUGCGAGAUAAGUACUCUGCGGAGAAAGGAGUGCUCUGUUUCGAGAUGGAGGCUGCGGGCAUGAUGAACGUCACCGGCUGCGCGGUCAUACGCGGAAUCUGCGACUACAGCGACACGCACAAGAACAAAAAAUGGCAGGGAUUCGCAGCCAUGACUGCGGCGGCCUAUGCAAGCAGUCUGCUGAAGAAGAUGCAGCCAGAAGAGGUUCAAGGGGAGGAGAAGCUGGGCGAGGUUAUCGAACACAUCCGACAAGGCUUGGAUAGCAUCGGCCAAGAAACAAACGCAAUCGGGAAAGCUGUCGGUGAUUUGCAAUCGAAGCAGCUUGACGAUAGUAUUAAGAGCUGGUUGGCAGCACCCGGACCUUCAGUGAACGCAACCAGUGCAAGAGACCGACGACACCCCGGCACAGGCGAGUGGUUUCUUGCGUCUAAACAAUUUCUCCAAUGGAAGCAGGGAGACAGGCGACACAUGUGGUUACAUGGGAUGCCUGGAUGCGGCAAAACUGUCCUGGCCACGACCAUCCUCGACCAUGUUGCAGCACUAAAAGACUCCAUCACCACUUGGUUCUUCUUCGACUUUAGUGACCGCAGUCUACAGACGGUUGACGGGAUGCUGCGCAGUCUUCUUUCUCAACUGCAUGAAGCCUUGUCUGGAUUACACGACCCCAACCAAGACCUUGCCAAGUUGUUCAAGAAACAGACCACCGCCCCGGUCUCUGCUGCGACUUUCACCACCUGCCUCAAGGCAAUGACGAAUGGGCCCCGGAAAGUCUACAUAGUUUUGGAUGCCCUUGAUGAAUGCAGUCAGCGUCCACUUCUACUAUGCUGGAUGGAAAACCUUCUAUCGGACAAGAAACUCGGACAGUGUCAACUUAUUGCAACUGGGCGUCCAGAACACGAGUUCAGAAGCAGACUGCAGCCUUUGAUAGGAGAGGACAACUGCAUUGAGCUGGACAAGGAGGCUGUCGACGUUGACAUUCGUGCUUACGUCGACUUUCAGAUUGACAAUAGUUCAGAACUCAGCCGCUGGAGUGGGAACCAUACAGUACGACAGUUGAUUCGAGAAGAGAUUGGGAACAAGGCGGGAGGAAUGUUUCGAUGGGCCGCUUGCCAGCUAGAGAGCCUGUAUCCCUGCAUUGAUCGAAAACAAGUUGAGGAAGUUCUCAGGACUUUGCCCAAGACCUUGGACGAGACAUACAGUCGAAUCCUGUCCCAGAUUCCACAAGCAAGCAAAUCGAGUACAAUCCGUCUCCUGCAAUUUUUGAUCUGGGGCGAUGGGCCUCUGGUCUUGAGUGAAGCUGUGGAUAUUGUGGCGAUGCGCCCAGAAAACUCCAAAACCCCAUUCGACGCUGACGAUCGACCACCUCGACCUAGCGAGGUUGUGGGAUACUGUCCAUACUUUAUAACGCUCACCAGAUUCGAAAAGGCCGUGGAGCACUCUGCUCAAAAGAUCAAGGUCGAGGCCAUCCAUCUGGCGCAUUUCUCAAUCAAGGAGUAUCUCCUGCGAACAGGCGGCAGCUUCGCCAGGGUACAGGCCAAAACCAGCAUCAAGGGGUGCUGCAAGGCAUACCUUGAAUGUCUGCGCAGCACUCUGGUCAGCAGUCCCACCACGGCAAGACCCGGGGACUUUCCGCUGGGGCCAUAUGCGGCUAGGAACUGGCUCAAGGGUUUGCCACUUCUCGAGCGUCAGGUGUACGACCCUGAUGGUGAUGGAUUUCAAUAUCCUAUACACGACUAUUACAGAUUCUUCAAGGUUCUGGACAGGAUUGUCCACACGGAACCGACUGCAAGGCGUUGGAGGUUCUUCCUCUUGGAGCAGCAGGCAGCGGGUCUCGUCGACGGAAAGACGUCGCUGGUAUCUUUUCUCUGCCGGGAGGGUCUCUCGGAAAUUGCUGUUCUGGUCCUGUUCACCGCUGAUCCCUCUCUCGAAGUCGGGCGAGGCAUGACAAUGGAGGGACGACUCUAUCUUGCGACGCAACGUAACUCCACCGCCAGCGUUCGCAUCCUCCUCCAUAACGCUCCCGGGUUUCUGUGCAGCUUGAAACAAGGAAGAAUGAAGGCCAAGUACAGCAUUGCACAACUGGUGCAGUCGGGAUGCAGCGUGGAUAUGAUACAGGUCCACAUCCAAGAGGGGGUAAUGCUUGAAGAAGAGCACAAUUCUGCCCUUUUCCAAGCAGCACGUCAAGAACAUUGGGAUAUGUUUGAGCUUUUGCUGGCAAACGUCCCAGAUGCGAAUGCUGGUCAUGUUGAUCAUUGCCGGCUUUUGGGGCUAGCAGUCAAAUCCGGCCACUCUCAGAUGGUCGAGUGGCUACUUAAACACGGCGCAAAUGCAAAUGCAGUUUGUGUGGACAAUUCCACGCCCCUGGGGCUAGCGGCAAAACUUGGCCACUACGACAUUAUGGAACUGUUAAUCGGACACGGUGCGGACUUGAAUGCAGUAUCCUGCGAUGGCUUUGUACCUUUGGCCAUGGCCGUCGACAAAUCCUCCAAAAAAAUGGCCCAACGUCUUAUUUCCGCGGGCGCGCAAAUCAAUGCGCCAUCUGAAAACGGCUUUACGCCCUUGGGAAUCGCUGUCGACAAUGCCAAUCUGGAAAUGAUAAGGAUGCUUGUUCAGAACGGCGCAGGUUUGGAGGCCCAGCAUCAACCUGGACGUCAGCAGCCUUUCAAAGACAAGCUUCUUGGCCUAAUAAUCUCAGCGGCUGAACGAGAAAUGUCAAAAAACCCUGCUCAAUUUUUGGAAGACCUAUUGCGCCCUUGGAACAAUCUUUCCAAUGCGAACACUGUCAGCUCUGAUCAUUUCCUCGCAUGUCAGCUCGUCGACAGAGGUGCCCGAGUUGAAAAAGGUUGCGAGGCCAUGUUGGACAGCGUGUUAUUAUAUGCUAGCGAUCGGGAUACUACGAGGCGUACGGUCGAACUCUUGCUGGAGCAGGGUGCAAACCCCAACUGCUCCAUAGCCGGCGAGACUCCGUUAAUGUGUGUGGCCCGGUGUGGGAAUGAAGAAGCCGUAAAGCUGCUUCUGGAACACGGGGCCAUGACUGAUCAAGAAUAUCCCAGGCAUGGUAGCGCCCUUUAUUUUGCUAUCUUCUGGGGCUUUGGCGGCGAACGUAAAAGCUAUGCUCAUGUGGAGAUUAUUGAACUAUUGAUCGCAGCCGGUGCAAAGGUUGAUGAAUCUGCGUUUCCCAGUGUCAGUUCUGGUAUGUGGUCUGAACGAUUAUACAGGCGAGUGAUAGCUGGCUUGGACUUUUCAAGGGAUUCUUUGGAUGUGGGAAGUUUUGUAUCUCGACAAUUGGUGACCUUUGGAAACACAUUUUCACAAUUAUACCUGGAGUACGGACUCCCAAACCCAUGAGCCCUCUGGCAAUGAAACGGGGUACUAUGAUGUCGACGCGGCUUUUAUAGAAACCCAUUCUCAAAUUUAUAUUCAACCACAUCGUAGCUACUCGCCCCCCUUUUCAUUUUUCCAGGACCCUGCGUAAUGGUGCACUACGAGCUUCCGCCCUGGCACCUUGUCCCCCCACCACAUGUUCAUGGAAUCUGCGAACGAGUGGUCCGG
This is a messenger RNA of Pyricularia oryzae 70-15, 4801 nucleotides long. RefSeq names its product ankyrin repeatl protein. NCBI's taxonomy places the organism in Eukaryota, Fungi, Ascomycota, Sordariomycetes, Magnaporthales, Pyriculariaceae. The record is from RefSeq and is a predicted model, not a curated record. The coding region runs from base 518 to 4597 and encodes 1359 amino acids. Gene Ontology annotation, molecular function: catalytic activity; protein binding. Gene Ontology annotation, biological process: nucleoside metabolic process. The transcript is spliced from 3 exons.